AAGUUUGAAGGCUAAUCUAAUCUCUAGUCGAUGCAUCUAUGACACAACAAUAAUUCGCAAUAAUUGUGAUUAUAUUACAGGUAUAAAACAAUUUGAUUUCAAAAUUCAGAAUCCUCUAAUUCUCCGAUCAACCCCUCCCAUCCCAAAGCCGCCGGUUCCAAAUUCUAGACACCAGCUCUCCGAUCCCAAAACCAUUUCCCAGUUUCGCUCUCCACGCCUCAAUUUCAAAUGGGUCGGAAGCCAAUCGACUCGGAACCCACUCGCUGGGCCUUUCUGAUCCUGCUCUUGAUGGCUCUUGCGUCUUGCAUAGUGGUCUACAUGUUCGCAUCAGUGGCCCUAAGACCUAACCAAGUCUCUUCAAAUUCAGAAUUGGAUUCUCUGGCAAUGGUUGGCCAUGGCGGAAAUGGCGGUUUGGAGGAGGAGAGUAGGGAGUGUUGCAGGGGGAUUGAGAAUUUGGAGCUCUGGGGGGCUGCCGUGAAAUGGGGCUCUGAUUUCAAGUUCAAUUCUUCUGAGGAGUGUUGUAAGGCUUGCAAGGCCAUGUGUACUGGGAAUGAUGGACCUUGUUUGUGUGACUCCUGGGUGUUUUGCGGCAACCGGGAGGCUUGUGGGCCGCAUUUUCGUGAGUGCUGGUUGAAGAAACAGAAGGAUACCUUAGCCCCUGAAAGGCAAGAAGCAGGAAAUAAGAUCAGUUGGACGUCUGGCCUUAUCUUUGGGAAGGGAGAGGGCAUUGUUGGGUUGGAAACAGAAUAUGGCAUGCUUCAUAUUAAGCUUUUGCCUGAAUGUGCUCCACAUUCUGUUGCCUACAUUCUUGAGUUGUUGGGUUUGCGUCACUGUGCGGGUUGUCAACUUUAUCGUGCAGAAAGUCGUGGGAAAAUUUGGGAUUCAGAAGGAAAUCACAUAAAAAAUGCUUCAUUUGGCCCUCCAUUCGCACUGAUUCAAGGAACGCUUGCAGCCCAAGGCAACCCGUUCAAGAACAUUCCAACCGAAGUCUGCCCAACCGUCAGGAGAGGCUCGGUUGCCUGGGUCGGCUCUGGCCCAGAAUUCUUUAUAAGCCUAGCGAACCACCAAGAGUGGAAGAAAGCUUAUACUGUCUUCGGGUAUGUUCUUCCAGAAGACAUGGAAAUUGUGGAUAAAAUCGUGCUGCUACCUACAAAACCAGAGGUUUGGAACAACAUCAACGUUUCUGUUUUGGAAAAUCCCGUCUCCGUGAAGAUCCAGAGAAUGAAGGCUGCUCAUGGAGACUUGAAUAUCCAUGCCAAUGCCAAUUUUGGAGCAGCUUGAAUGGGAGUUUUCUUCAUGAUGCUUUGUAAAUGAGUAUUCUUCCCAACUUUGUUUCAUGAACUUAAUUUUUGAAAUAUAUGUUGUUUGCCAUAUGAAAAAUAGAGCAGGGAAGAUUUCCAGUUCAA
Diospyros lotus (date-plum) is the source of this 1406-nucleotide messenger RNA. RefSeq lists its product as uncharacterized. The transcript is spliced from 5 exons. Lineage: Eukaryota; Viridiplantae; Streptophyta; Magnoliopsida; Ericales; Ebenaceae. Bases 229 to 1281 code for a protein of 350 amino acids. The record is from RefSeq and is a predicted model, not a curated record. Gene Ontology annotation, biological process: protein peptidyl-prolyl isomerization. Gene Ontology annotation, molecular function: peptidyl-prolyl cis-trans isomerase activity.